Meloidogyne enterolobii is the source of this 1463-nucleotide messenger RNA. NCBI's taxonomy places the organism in Eukaryota, Metazoa, Nematoda, Chromadorea, Rhabditida, Meloidogynidae. The record is from the annotation of a GenBank genome assembly.
AUGGCUUCUCGACCUUUAGUUUCUGUUUACAAUGAAAAGAAUGAAACGACUGGAGCGCAAAUCAAGCUUCCUGCAGUCUUCCAUGCUCCGAUUCGACCAGACAUUGUUAGCUUCAUUCACGACCAAAUGAGAAAGAAUAAGAGACAAGCUUAUGCUGUUUCGACUGCUGCAGGUCACCAAACAUCUGCCGAGUCAUGGGGAACUGGACGUGCUGUUGCUCGUAUUCCUCGUGUACGUGGUGGCGGUACUCAUCGUUCUGGUCAAGGAGCUUUUGGGAAUAUGUGUCGUGGUGGUCGUAUGUUUGCUCCAACAAAAGUUUAUCGUCGUUGGCAUCGUCGUAUCAAUAUUGCUCAACGUCGUUAUGCUGUUGUUUCUGCUAUUGCUGCAACUGGCGUGCCAGCAUUAGUUCAAGCACGUGGACAUGUUAUUGAUCAAGUUAGUGAAGUUCCAUUGGUGAUUGCGGACAAAAUUGAAUCGUUCACUAAAACAAAGGAGGCUGUUGGAUUUUUGCAACGAGCUAAUGUUUGGGCUGAUAUUGAAAAGGUUUUUAUAAGUUAUAUUGGUACAAGGGAACUUGGCUCACUUUUAAAUAUUAAUCGAACAUUCUUAGGGCAUUCUAGAUUUCAAUGGAUGGUAAGAAAUCGGGUUUAUCAGCCUUUUGUGUGGGCUGACCUUUGGCUUGUUUACUUUCUUUGGGUCUUGGGCUUCCGGUUGAUCUUGGGGUGUUGGGGCUUUCUUUUGGUUUACAAAUCCAAACGUUAUCGUGCUGGCAAAGGCAAACGUCGUAAUCGUCGCUACAAACAAAAACUUGGUCCUCUAAUAAUUUACAACAACGAUGGUGGAAUUGUUCGUGCUUUUCGCAAUAUUCCUGGAAUUACUCUUUUAUCUGUCAAACAUAUAAAUUUGUUAAAAAUUGCUCCAGGAGGACAUUUGGGACGUUUUACAAUUUGGACAGAAAGUGCUUUUCGUAAAUUGGAUUCAAUUUAUGGAACUUGGACACAAAAAUCUUGGGUCAAAAAAGGAUUUUCUCUUCCACAUGCAAAAAUGACAAAUUCUGAUUUUGCAAGAAUUAUUCGUUCUGACGAAAUUACAAAAGUUGUGCGUCCUGUCCGCAAGCAAACGAAGGUUGCAAAAAUUCAUCGUAAUCCUUUGCGAAAACAUGGUUUAAUGGUCAAAUUAAAUCCGUAUGCGUCAGUUCUUCGUCGUGCAGCAAUUUUGGCUUCGAAAAAGGGAGAGGAGAAGAAAGCAAAGUUUGGAUUUUUUUAAAAUUUUUUAUUAAGAAUAUAAGGGCUGGGAAGGAUAGAAGGGUAGGGAUAUAGGGGGGUAAUUUAGGAAUUUCUUGUGGACUCGUAGAAAUAAGUGGGGGUAGGGAUAGGAGGGGGAUAAAAUUUGUAAAGUUAGUUCCCUAGGAAUUUUCUUGUAGACUCCAUUUAUGCGGGAAUGAGAGGAGAAACAGUUCAUUU